UUUUUCAGCAGAUAACCCUCGAUAUUUUGCGCAACUGUUGUUUCUUUUACAUCAAGAAUAGUAAAAUAGCUUAAAAUCACCGGAGCUCUUACAACUGUAUAAUAAAGAAAAAAAUCCAAUUGAAUGUGCAGGUCUGAUAAAUCACUGGGCGUAUAAUGGCUGCUGAAAUAAAACCUGCUCCAAGGAGUGUAAGUGACAGAUUUAGUACUACCAAAAAACCUGUGUUAUUAAGUAAAUUAGAAGGAUGCAAUGACGAUAUUAAUGCUGCGGUUUUGAUACCUGGAGAAGAUGGAGUUAUUAGCGUUUGUGAUGAUAAAACUGUCAGAGUAUGGUUGAAACGUGAUAGCGGACAAUACUGGCCUAGUAUUUGCCAGUACAUGCCCUCAGGAUGCACAUCUAUGUUUUACACACCAGAAACAAAGCAAUUAUUCAUAGGUCAAGAAAACGGUACAGUCUCAGAAUUCACAUUGGAAGAUGAUUAUAAUAGAAUGACUAUGGUCAGGGAAUAUUUAGCCCAUCAAGCUCGUGUUACAGAAGUUAUAUUUGCAAUUAACUGUGAAUGGGUUUUAUCUGCAGGCAGAGAUAAAGUUUUUUCUUAUCAUUGUACGGAAACAGGAAGAAGACUGGGAGGAUAUACAUUCGAAGCCUGGUGUACUGCAAUGCAAUUUGAUUCUCAGUCUAAACAUGCAUUUAUUGGAGACUACAGUGGCCAAAUUAUCAUGUUAAAGCUAGAUCAUUCAGGAGCUGCACUCGUUACGACUCUUAAAGGCCACACAGGUAGCAUUAGGGCAUUGUCAUGGGCUCCAACUCCACAAUUAUUGUUUAGUGGUUCAUUUGAUCAAACGGUUAUAGUUUGGGAUAUUGGAGGUAGACAAGGAACUGCAUAUGAACUUCAGGGUCAUAAUAAUAAAGUAACAUCAUUAUGUUACUCUGGCACAUCACUGUGCUUACUGAGUGGAGGUGAAGAUUCAGUAGUUGUGUGCUGGCAAAUGAACAUACCACGACGUGAAACACCUGAUUGGAUAGAGAGUGAUACUUGUCAACUGUGCACAAGGCCAUUCUUUUGGAAUCUACGAGCUAUGAUGGAUCAGAGACAACUAGGAUUAAGACAACAUCAUUGUCGUCACUGUGGAAAAGCAGUAUGUGAUAGAUGCUCAGUUGGACGAGUAACUAUACCAGUAAUGGGUUUUGAAUUUCCUGUUCGUGUCUGUGAUCCAUGCAAUAACCAGCUUAAAGAUACAGAGAGGCCUUCCCUUGCAACUUUCCAUGAUGUAAAACAUAGUGUAACAGCUAUGAAUUUAGAUGAUCCAAGGAAACAAUUAUUGACUGUUGGACAAGACAGAGUAAUCAAAAUUUGGGAUGUAUCUGCAGUACUGCAAUAGAUGUAUAUAGACUACAUAGGUUACAACUUUUAUUGCAUGUGCCUACUGUAAAAAACUUACCUGUAAUUUUACAUGAAACAUUAUUUGCUCCUUCUUAUGUUUAUGUU
Ctenocephalides felis (cat flea) is the source of this 1489-nucleotide messenger RNA. RefSeq names its product WD repeat and FYVE domain-containing protein 2-like. Gene Ontology annotation, molecular function: protein binding; metal ion binding. Lineage: Eukaryota; Metazoa; Arthropoda; Insecta; Siphonaptera; Pulicidae. The record is from RefSeq and is a predicted model, not a curated record. The transcript is spliced from 7 exons. Bases 156 to 1382 code for a protein of 408 amino acids.